Molecule: messenger RNA, 1584 nt
Organism: Colletotrichum gloeosporioides
Lineage: Eukaryota; Fungi; Ascomycota; Sordariomycetes; Glomerellales; Glomerellaceae
Product: Cytochrome P450 monooxygenase fsdH
Exons: 3
Coding region: 1-1584 (527 amino acids)
Molecular function (GO): iron ion binding; oxidoreductase activity, acting on paired donors, with incorporation or reduction of molecular oxygen, reduced flavin or flavoprotein as one donor, and incorporation of one atom of oxygen; heme binding
Source: RefSeq, a predicted model, not a curated record
AUGUUGUUGCCUGUCAUCACUCUCGUUGCGUCUCUAGCAACUGUUGUGUAUUCUCUUUAUAUCAUUGUUACCACACAUAUCCUCCGCCGUCGUAUGAGGAAGGAAUAUGGCUGUCUUCCACCCAAGAAACUGCCUCAGAAGGAUCCCUUCCUGGGAACCGACGUCGUUCUUCAGAACCUCGCUGCUGCGAAGAAAUUUGGAUUCCUUGCUUUGUUGAAGAAGCGCCAUGCAGAACAAGGACAGACAUUUACCACAAACACCUACUUCAGAACCACGAUAAACACCUGCGAUCCUCGGCUCAUCCAGACUGUCCUCUCUAACCAGUUCGAAGAUUUUGGAAUGGGUCCUUUGAGACGGAAAAGCGCAUCACCUCUCCUUGGGCGUGGAAUCUUUACGACCGACAAUGAGAUCUGGGCCCAUCAGCGAGCUCUAAUUCGGCCGAGCUUCAUUCGAGCUCAGGUCACCGACUUCAGCAUUUUUGAGACGCACGUGGACCAGCUUAUUCAGCUCAUUGCUCGUGAGAACUACACUGUCGACUUGCAGCAGCUUUUUUUCCGCAUGGUUAGUCUUUUUCCGCCCACGACGCUUGAUGCCACUGAGCCUAAUUCCAUUAACCUUCUUCAGGUUCUUGACUCUAACAGUGAAUACCUUUUUGGAGAGUCUGUCGGCUUGAUGUCCGACAAUGCCUCCGAUUCCGCACACACUUUCCAUCACGCACUCGACUAUGCCCAGCAGGGUACCAUUCUUCGACUUCGACUGGGCAACUUGAUGGUCGCCCACAGGGAUGCCAAGUUCAGGGAAUCGUGCCGCAUCGUCCAUGCCUACGCCGACAAAUUUGUGAAGCAGGCUUUGGAAUUUCGACAGCGUGAGCUCAUGUACCCUACCGAGAAGAAGGACGAGUACACCCGCCAGAAGUACGUCUUCCUCAACGAGCUGGCCAAGGACACGGACAACCCCAUCAUGCUACGAGACCAAAUCGUCAACAUGUUGCUCGCAGCGCGCGACACAACCGCAGGACUUCUUGCUUUCACAUUCUUUAUGCUGGCUCGUAAACCAGAGGUCUGGAAGAAGCUUAGAGCUGAUGUGCUUGAGCAUUACACUGAGCCCCUUACCUACGAUGCUGUUCAGGAGAUGACGUAUCUUCGUUUUGUCUUGCAAGAAACUCUUCGCCUUUUCCCUCCCAUUGCGACGAACAGCCGCAUGGCGAACAAGGACUGUGUUAUCCCAGUUGGGGGUGGUCCUGACGGACGCUCUCCCAUGUUUGUUGCCAAGAACAAUGUUGUCACAUAUAGCACGUUUGUGAUGCAUCGCCGACCCGAGCUUUUCGGCCCCGAUGCUGAAGAAUUUAUUCCUGAGCGCUGGGAGACAUUCCGUCCUGGCUGGGAGUACCUGCCCUUCAAUGGCGGCCCGCGCGUUUGCCCUGGUCAGAAAUUCGCGCUUACCGAGUCGUCUUACACGGUUGCAAGGUUGCUGCAUGCCUUCUCUGGCAUCGAAAACUUGGAUCCGGCUGAAUGGCGCGAGCAACUUACCUUGUCCCUGACACUUAACAACGGAGUCAAGGUACGCCUCCACCCAGAGGCUUAG